Molecule: messenger RNA, 591 nt
Organism: Rhineura floridana
Lineage: Eukaryota; Metazoa; Chordata; Lepidosauria; Squamata; Rhineuridae
Product: cytochrome c oxidase subunit 6A2, mitochondrial
Exons: 3
Coding region: 177-512 (111 amino acids)
Biological process (GO): mitochondrial electron transport, cytochrome c to oxygen
Cellular component (GO): mitochondrial inner membrane
Molecular function (GO): enzyme regulator activity
Source: RefSeq, a predicted model, not a curated record
AUGGGCAUAACUGUCAGGUCUGGGGAAAGGGGAGAAGAGGGUGGUGGUGUAGAGAUUGUACAGGAAGGCCUGGACACAGGAGAGCAAAGCCAGAGACCAACCAGCCUGACGAGGAGAGGCCUCCAGUGUAGACACCCACUGACUGUCAGGGCUGCGUGACACCCUUGGCUUCAAGCAUGAUUCCCUGGUGGAGGGCCACUCGACUGGUGGCCCGGGGACGAAAUCUAGCAACGGCAGCUACUAGUGGGCACCACGGUGAUGCAUCAAGUGGAGCCCGGACAUGGAAGAUCCUGACCUUUGUUGUGGCCCUUCCCAGCGUGGCUGUCUGCAUGCUGAAUGUCUGGCUGACACAGGCAAACCACCCGCACAAACCACCUGAGUUUGUCCCCUACCAUCACCUGCGCGUGCGCACAAAGCCUUUCCCCUGGGGUGAUGGAAAUCAUAGCCUCUUCCACAACCCUCACACCAACCCACUGCCCACAGGUUAUGAAGAAACAGGCAGCCACCACUGAAUCAUUGCUAUGCUCUCUCUCUACUUUAAGACAGGUUUCCCUACACCCAGGGAUAAUAAAAACGCUUUUUGAUGAUGGA